This is a messenger RNA of Fimicolochytrium jonesii, 1302 nucleotides long. Its product is annotated as histone methylation protein DOT1-domain-containing protein. The record is from RefSeq and is a predicted model, not a curated record. Gene Ontology annotation, biological process: DNA repair; DNA damage checkpoint signaling; regulation of transcription regulatory region DNA binding. Gene Ontology annotation, molecular function: histone H3K79 methyltransferase activity. NCBI's taxonomy places the organism in Eukaryota, Fungi, Chytridiomycota, Chytridiomycetes, Spizellomycetales, Powellomycetaceae. Gene Ontology annotation, cellular component: nucleus. The transcript has 7 exons. Bases 28 to 1143 code for a protein of 371 amino acids.
GACUACCGUCAUUUUCCGAAGAAAGCCAUGGAACCUUGCAUAACAGCGUUAGAGCUUGUGAAAUCGAAUCUGGGUUUCUAUGCACCACUUUCCCGAGAUGCGAAGCGGGCAAGCCCCGAAUCGUCGCUAUCCCUCGAAAUCACGCCACUAGAGUACCCAGGGGAACGCGCCUGCGAAAAGUACGCCCUCGUGUCCUGCACCAAAGCCCUCGAAUUCGAUCCCAUCGCCGACAUUUACGCCACCACCCAAAUGAUUGUCGAGCACUCCAUCCCAUCAAAGUACAAAGCCUCCUUCGGCGACGCGCGAAACGGCAUCCUACGGAGUAUACAACGCGCCAUUCACAAGAAGAGCCUGGACGAUCUGAAGGUGGCGCUGGCGGCUUGGAAUGAGAAUAUGGUGGAGUUGAAGGCGAAGAAGGUGUUUGCGCCGUGCGAGUUUUCGGGACCGGCUGCGUCGUAUCACAUGGUUUCGCAUGUCUUGGAGCAGGCUUAUUCAAGAUCGGUGGCGCCUGAAUCCAAUCUCUUAAACGUUUACGAAGGCUUCUCAAAUAACGUCUACGGAGAGGUCAAACACAAUUUUGUCAACACUAUCAUCCAGGAAGCUCGCAUCAAACCCAACCACGUUUUCGUUGACAUGGGAAGCGGAAUCGGCAAUGUCGUCCUUCAGGUCGCCGCACAAUGUCUAUGCGACACAUACGGCAUUGAGGUGUCUGAUAACCCGGCGAAGCUGGCUGCCAAGCAAAAGAAGGAGUUCAUUUCGCGGAUGAGCAGAUACUAUGCGAAGCCAUGCGGAAGGAUAACGCUGAAGCACAGCGACUUUCUGGAAGAUGCCGAAAUGCAUGAAGUCAUCAAGACCGCGGAUGUGAUCUUUGUCAACAACUACGCUUUCAAUGCAGAACUCAACCAAAACAUUCUCGCCAAGUUUUUGGAUCUGAAGGAAGGGGCUGUGGUCAUAUCCCUCCGCAGUUUCCUCCCUGUCGACCGCCCCACCGCGCGUAGCUCUCGCCGAAGCAACGCCAUUGAGUCCAUCUUCACCGUCAAGGAGCACUACUUUGGCCGUGACUGCGUCUCAUGGAUGAACGAGGGCGGCCAGUACUUCAUCCACACCGUCGAUCGAAAGCAGCUUGCCAAGCGUUACAAGUGAGCUCCCAGGCCACCAUUACGCCCGGAGACGCUCAAAAACGCAUAUCUCGCCGCAUUGUCCCACCACGCCAUCCACCAACUCAUAAUCAUCGUCUCAACACCCCAACCCAAACACCUGAUACAGACUCUGAAACACCGGAUUUUAUUUAGAUUUUGUCUG